CAUAAACAGAACGCCUCAAAAAACCCCAUCUUAAGUUUUUCUUUGUAUCAGAAGCUAACAUGCUUAGCUUAUCCACCAUCUUCGGAUUGCUAGGUAACAUCACAACCGGUCUAGUCUACCUUGCUCCAGUGAAAACAUUCUGGCACAUAGUGCAGCGUCGAUCGACAGAGGAAUUUGAGAGUCUUCCUUAUGUUGUCAAGUUAUUGAACGGAUAUCUCUGGCUCUACUAUGGAAUUAUCAAGCCUAACAGUGUGCUUGUUGCCACUAUUAAUGGUUUUGGUGCUUUUCUUGAGCUUAUUUAUGUCACAAUUUUCUUGCUGUUUGCUCCCCCAAGGAUGAGAGCCAUAACUGCCAUCCUUUUCGUGGUUUUGGACAUUGUGUUUCCAGUGGCAGCAGCGUUAAUCAUUCAGCUGGUGUUGAAGAACACAGAAUUGCGGAUCAGUGUUGUAGGGUUCUUGUGCCUGCUCUUCAGUAUUGCUACUUAUGGCUCACCCCUUUCAAUCAUGAAAACAGUGGUGAUUACAAAAAGUGUGGAGUAUAUGCCUUUUCUACUCUCAUUCAUCCUUUUCAUCAAUGGAGCAACUUGGACCGUCUAUGCAGUGAUUACUAAAGACUGGUUUAUUGGUAUACCAAAUGGGAGUGGAUUUGCUCUUGGGACGGCUCAACUGGUGUUGUAUGCAAUGUAUUGGAAGCCCAAGAAAGAAGAGAAAGCUUUGGAUGAUGGAGAGGAUGGAUGGCAACGUGAGCCCCUCAUAGCAGAAUCCAGUCCGUCGCAAGCAAAAAGGUAAGAGUAAAUUGAAUUUGGAGGAGAAUAUCAUAAUAAAAUAAGUGAGUUUUAAUUUUUUGGCAUUGUAAAUUUCAAGUUGAUAUCGCAUUUUCAGUACUGUUUUAUUUACAAAUUACUCAAUAAAAAAUUAUAUUUUUC
Rubroshorea leprosula is the source of this 925-nucleotide messenger RNA. The record is from the annotation of a GenBank genome assembly. NCBI's taxonomy places the organism in Eukaryota, Viridiplantae, Streptophyta, Magnoliopsida, Malvales, Dipterocarpaceae.